AUGGACAAGGGGCCCUUCUCGGUGGAGUGGCUGGCCCAGAGCAGCCGCGGCGGAGCCCGGGAGCUGCCCGGUGAGUCCCGGCCGUGCCCUCCGGGUCCCCCGGCGCGGCGCUUUCGGUCACCGCGGGCGGGGCGCGGCCGCCACCGUGUCACCGCCCGCGGGGCCCGGGGCCCGCCGAGGGAAGGGUGCCCCGAAGGGUCCCCCAUUCUGAUACCCCCAUCUGUCCCCGCAGAGUCGCCCCGGGAGCGGGAGGCCGCGGAGCGCCCCGGGCACGGAGCGGGGCCGGCGGGAGCCGCGCCCGGGCGGCCCCGCACCAAGUUCUCGGCGGCGCAGCUGCGGGAGCUGGAGCGCAGCUUCCGCGAGCAGCGCUACAUCGGCGCCGGCGAGAAGCGGCGCUUGGCCGCCGCGCUGAACCUCUCCCAGAGCCAGAUAAAAACCUGGUUUCAGAAUCGUCGUAUGAAGUUCAAACGCCAGACUCAAGAUGCCAGGAUUGAAGCUCUUUUCUCGGGCUUGUUUUUGCCUUGUCAUUGUUACCCAGACGUGGCUACAUCCAGCUGUCCUCAUGGGGUGGAUGCCAAUGUCCCUGCUACCUCUGCUGCUUCCCUUCACCCAGCUGUGCCAAACCCUGCCUUGUUGUUACCUUCUGUUCCAGCGCAGUCUCUUCAGCCAGUUUUGCCAAGUCCAGGUUUACUACUGCCUCCCGGGCCAGGAUUAUCUUGUUACUCUUCUGUGUUUCCAGCAGUGACUCUAACCACUGAACAUAAAAGACUGAUGUUUCAACCAGAUCUUCCUUCCUGUUAA
Molecule: messenger RNA, 801 nt
Organism: Camarhynchus parvulus
Lineage: Eukaryota; Metazoa; Chordata; Aves; Passeriformes; Thraupidae
Product: homeobox protein vex1-like
Exons: 2
Coding region: 1-801 (266 amino acids)
Biological process (GO): regulation of DNA-templated transcription
Molecular function (GO): DNA binding; DNA-binding transcription factor activity, RNA polymerase II-specific
Source: RefSeq, a predicted model, not a curated record